This is a messenger RNA of Colletotrichum scovillei, 1098 nucleotides long. RefSeq names its product PhlG protein. The record is from RefSeq and is a predicted model, not a curated record. Bases 1 to 1098 code for a protein of 365 amino acids. NCBI's taxonomy places the organism in Eukaryota, Fungi, Ascomycota, Sordariomycetes, Glomerellales, Glomerellaceae. Gene Ontology annotation, molecular function: hydrolase activity. The transcript is spliced from 3 exons.
AUGGAGUCUGGAUCUGGAUCCCUGCGUCAAAGGUCUGCGGCGCGAAUCGCCGCACUAAGAGGCCAAUUAGUGACGGGAACGGUGCCCAGUAGAAAUGACACCCAAACACCAAGCACAACGGCAACGGCAACGAACCAAAGUCACAAUCCCGACAAAGAUGGCUACCCAGAGAAAAUUCCUCUUACGUACUAUCCACUCGAAACACAAAAGGCAUUCACCUACAAUGAGAACCGGAUGAAGAGCAAGCUGUAUGCGAAAUACUGCAACAAAGAUCUCUACCUCUACGCCGACAUUCCGCAGUAUAAGUCAAACCCCCCACUUCCCGGCACCCCCCUGUUUCUGGCACCCACAAAAACGCGAAAAUCCACCACAACGCAAUGCCCACCCCCAACCUCCUUUUAUCACAACAUUUUCAAUUCGAUAGAGGGCAUUCUCCCAAUCACAGAAUCGCGCCGCCUCCUGGAACCCGGCUACCACGCCCACGAGAAUGGAUGGCGUUCCCUCCCUGACGGGACAGCGUACGUCACGUCACGGACUCGUUUCCCUGGAUCGACAGGAGACAUGGUCCGCUGGUGGUUCUGGUGGCACAGCGUCGAGCCCGAGCGCUAUGCCCUGUGGUUUCCGUACGACCACCUGGCUGCGCGGUCGACUUACGCGGACCGGCUGCAUCGCACUGACCUCUCUCACACGCAAAAGUGGCUCGGCUCCACGCACCGUGUAACGGAGUUCAUCGGUGCAACCAAAAUGACCGUGAAUAUCCACUUUGUCGACCCGGCUCAGUACGGCCUGCCGUGGGAGGAGCUCAAAGCGGCAGGUUACGAGGCCGCCGUUUGUGCGGAAUUGCGCGAUGGCUUGGUUUCAAACCUCAAGAUUGGGGAUUUUCUGCACCUCUGGCGCAAGACUGAGGAUGGCCUCGAACUGCGAAUUAUGGGUAUGAAGGUUGGGAUCGACUACCUUGCUGGCGCGCUGGGUUUCAAGCAUCGCAUGGCUGGAGACAACAUUGCCUAUGAGCAUUUCAUUCAUGAUCAGACCGAGUUUACUAACUUGGCUUCUUUCUUGCCGGGUUUGUACGCAGAUUAUAUGGACGGGAAGCUUUGA